Molecule: messenger RNA, 3314 nt
Organism: Funneliformis geosporum
Lineage: Eukaryota; Fungi; Glomeromycota; Glomeromycetes; Glomerales; Glomeraceae
Source: the annotation of a GenBank genome assembly
AAAUGGCAUCACAAAAUUACGAAUAUGCUGCUCAAAUAUCACCGACAACGAUGACUCAAAACACAAAUACUCCAAGUGAUACCUCAAACGGUUUAAAUCUCACAAAUACUCCACAGAAACAAUCUACAAACUCCGCAUUAGACACUUUACAAAGUUCUACAACACAAAUAAUACUUAUACCACAUCAACAGUCAUCGGUUGUCACAAUAGACUCAAGUAUACCCGGACAAGUACAAAACACAACCACAACUGCUGUCACAUUAAAUGAGGCGACGAGUUCUUCUCAAGAAUUGACGGAAGAUAUGCUGGUUAAUCAAGAACAAUUACCCGUAUUGGUUAUAAGCCCGGGUACUGUUGCUUCAUCAAACACUUUAGAAACAAAUUCAACUCAAAUGUCAAUAACUGAUGUAUCACCGAGUGUUUCAUUGCCUCCUCCUCCUUUGGUCCAUGACGCUGCAAAAAUGUUAGAUCAUCAAUCCUUAGUAUCUCAACAAGAUCCUCGACCUCAACUAACUAUUGAUACUUCUCUAAAUGUUAUCAGACAAGCUGAAAUAAUAUCUUCAAUACCGUCUCCUGUUACCCCCGCAUUGAUAGAUUUAAAUAGACAGACACAGAUACAACCGAUGGAUCAAGUGACCGCUGUAAAUACAUUGGCAUCUGUUCAGGCAGUAGUUCAGGCCCAAGUUCAGGCACAAGUUCAACAUGAAAUGCGAGCCAUGUUUUCAAAUAUAAUGGUGGAACAACAAAAUCAACAAUCUCAAGACCAAUCAAAACAGUCUCCUUCGAUAAUUGAGCAGAUGAUAAUAGACAAUGAUCCUGUACAGGCUCAUCGUGAGGCGAUCGUGCAGGCCGCUCAGGUUGCUCAAGCCGCGGCGGUAGCUGCUGCUGCUGCUGCGGUGGUAGCUCAACAAGUUCUAGUUCAUGCCGCCGCGGCUCAAGCGGUCGCUGAGGUGUCCCAAUCUCAAAUCCAACCAGUUCAAACGACAGAUUCUUCUCAAAUUCAACCAGCUGCUGCAUCUCAAAAUUUAUCCGCUUCCGUUGACCCUGAUCAAUCACCGAUGGUUUUGGUACUCGAUAACCCCGUAUCGAGUAAUCAAAGUACCACAACUGCUGUGCAGUCCGUAGUCAGUAAUGGUCCUAUGCAACUUGUGGAAUCUUUGGCUAAUGCUCAGAUUGUUGGAUCGAUGACGAAUGCUCAAUUAGUUGAGCACAAUAGGCGGUUAUGUUUUGAAAUCGUGAAUAAUAACCAGUUAGCCGCUAAUUUACAGGCUUCCGCCGUUAGCGCGUCAAUUAUGCAACAAACGGCUCAAAUCGAUUCUUCCAUUCUGCCGGCCUCCACCCAAUCUCAACCGAUGACUAAUUUAUGUAACCAAGAUCCAAUUGUUCCGUCUGUUACCUCUAAUUGGAGUAUUGCACCUAAUGAUGCUUCAGAUAUUGAAGCUCAAAAUACUGCUCCAAUAAAUUUGAUUAAUGUAGAUGGGGAGCAAAUUGUAAAUAAUACAGCAUUAGUAGACUCAAAUCUUAUAAAUAACAAUAAUAAUACACCACCGCCACCAACAUUGACCUUUGUCAAUGAAAAUCCACAGUUGGAUAUGCAGUCAUCACAAAAAUCGAUUGAAGCUACAACAACGAUGACUUCAUCAUCACCUGAAUUGCCUUCGCAACAGCAAUCUCAACAACCGUCCAAUUCAUUAACUUUAGAGACACAAAAUUCAGAGACUAAUGAGGUUUCCGUGAAUUCACCACGACUAGAUUUAGGAGGUUUAGUUGACAAUGCAAUAUCAUCACAAACUGCGUCUUUACCAUCACCACAGAAAGAAUCCGAUAAAUCGGACCCAAAUACUUCACCCGAUUCAAUUUGUGCAAUAUCUCAGAAUAGCGAUACGUUAAAAGAUCACGAUAAUCAAUCUAGGAGAAAUUCGUCCAAUACUUUAUCAAAUUCACCUGUUUCAAUUACACGACAAAUUAUCAAUGAGGAUGUAGAUUCGAUCAAGAUUGAAUCUUCGCAAUCCGUUGAACCUUAUGUUUCAUUAAAUGGGACAUCUACUACUUUUGAAGAUAUGUCAAUUGAACAACUUUUGGUUCGAUUAGCACAGUAUGAGCAUCCUAAUAUGACGAAAGAUCAGUUAAUUGACAAAUUAAGAUAUCAUGAAAAAAAUCUAAAGGAUAGCACAUCUCAUUCAAGAGGUCAUAAACGAGCGCGUUCUUCUAAUUCAAGGAGAUCGAUUUCACCAAUUACUCUUGUGGAUGAAAUGGAAGACGUAAAAAGAGAGGCUAAUCAGUCUGAAUCUGGAGUGGCUGGUUAUUCCACUCAAAGUUCUCCUUCGAUCUCUUCCGCCGUCAAACAAGAAAGUGAGGAGGAUAAAAAGAAUACACAUAAAUGCAUGUGGAGGGGAUGUACAAAAGUACUUGUUACAUUGGAUUUGCUUAUUGCACAUGUUGGUGAUUCACAUAUCGGCAGUGGAAAAGCCACAUAUUCUUGUGAUUGGGAGGGAUGUACAAGAGGGCAAAAACCGUUCACAAAACGUCACAAAAUGUACAAUCAUUUACGAACACAUACGGGAGAAAGACCGUUUGUAUGCGCUGUAAAUGGUUGUGGAAAGAGAUUUUCAAGACCUGAUUCCUUGACGACACACGUAAAAACACAUUCCAAUCAUCGUCCGUACAUAUGUCCAUAUAAAGGAUGUAAUAAGGCAUAUUAUCAUUCACGUUCACUUCGUAAACACGAAAAGACACAUGAUACUAGAUUGUCUCAUACACAUCCUUUACCACCAGUUCAUCCUUCCAGUAUUUCUAUACCGACGAAUAACGGAAUACAUAUAAAUUUUGCACAAAAUCACAUGUUUUCGGCUCCCCAACCGCAACCACCGCCACACCAACCACAUCAACCACAUCAUAUUUUCUCGCAAAAAUCUGCAGUAAUUGAUUCGAGUGGUCAGCAUGACAUUAGAUCAGUUCCACCGCCUUCUCAUCCGCAUCAACUUCCACCUGUACAUCAAUUACAUCCUCCAUCGCCUGUAGGGCCUACAGCGUCGUCAAAUAAUACUUUUGGCUUUCGUUUAUUAUCACAACCACCUAACACUUUAAGUUAUUAUCAUCCACUACAACCACCGCCGUUGAAUCAUCGCCCUGAAUUAAUUCAUCAUCCUAGAAUUAAUUCCUCUGAGGCUUCGCAAUCGCCUUUAUCGUCAGCUAGUUCACCUUCAGCUCACUUUUUUGCUCAUACGACGACUCAUUCAUUCUCACAGCCGCCUCCGUCUACUAACUUACCGUCACGCCCAAAUAAUAAUAAUAAACCAGCAAAUAAUAAUUAA